Eufriesea mexicana is the source of this 1707-nucleotide messenger RNA. It is a transcript of the gene ChLD3, whose product is annotated as Chitin and LDLR binding deacetylase 3. Gene Ontology annotation, cellular component: extracellular region. The transcript has 10 exons. Gene Ontology annotation, biological process: carbohydrate metabolic process. The record is from RefSeq and is a predicted model, not a curated record. Gene Ontology annotation, molecular function: chitin binding; protein binding. NCBI's taxonomy places the organism in Eukaryota, Metazoa, Arthropoda, Insecta, Hymenoptera, Apidae. The coding region runs from base 129 to 1685 and encodes 518 amino acids.
GGAAGAUGAACGGGCUAAGCGAAUACUCAUCAUAUAAGGCUCGAUUCUGGAGGGAGGUGUCAGUUGGAAAGUGCGAGCUCUCGUACGAAGAACGAGAAACGGAACGUUUCGGUCUGUGAGCGAUCGACAUGAAACCGAAGCUGCGUUCUCUGCUCUUGUUCGCGCUUUUCUUUUCCGCGGAUACAUCGCUAGGAAAAGAGAAAUCGGAGGACACACCGUGUAUCGAUGACAGCAAGUUUUAUCGAAAUCCCAAUGCACCGGCGCAUGAUGUUUGGUCGCCGACCGAAUGUGCCAAGUAUUAUCUUUGCCUAGAUAACGAAGUGUUUGAAUUCAGAUGCUCUCAGGGGCUGCUGUUCGACGUUACUAAACAAGUGUGCGAUUUCAAGGCGAAUGUCGACAAUUGCGACGUGAUGUCAGAGUCGCAGCCACCGAGACCGCUUCUUCAGGACGCUGACUGCGAAGAGAAACAUUUGGCUUGCGGCGAUGGUACGUGCUUCCCGGCUACAUACUUCUGCGACGGGAGCGUCGAUUGUCCCGAUGCCUCUGACGAGGGCUGGUGUGAUACUCAAAACGAUCCAAAUGGCGCGCUACCUUGCAAUUCAAGAGAAUGUCACUUGCCUAAUUGUUGGUGCUCCAAGGACGGAACUCAAAUACCUGGCAACUUGACGACGUCGAUGGUCCCGCAGAUGAUAACAAUUACUUUUGAUGACGCCGUGAAUACGGAAAAUUUCCAGCUUUUCUCUAAAAUUUUUUCAAACGGUAGGAAAAAUCCUAAUGGAUGUCCUAUUAGAGGGACUUUCUAUGUCAGUCAUCAGUAUACUAAUUACAGAGACGUACAAUAUUUAUGGAAUAUUGGACACGAAAUUGCGGCGCAUUCCGUCACGCAUCGGGGACCGGAAGAGUGGUGGUCGAAAAAUGCUACUAUCGAGGAUUGGUUCGACGAAAUGGUUGGCGUAGCAAAUAUUAUUAACAAAUAUGCUGCGGUUCGUUUGAAAGACAUUAAAGGUUUGAGAGCUCCCUUUUUACGAAUCGGUUGGAAUCGACAAUUUUUAAUGAUGUCAGAGUUUGGAUUUAUCUAUGAUUCAUCUAUGAUAACUCCAUUUACCAAUCUACCUAUAUGGCCUUAUACACUUGACUAUAAAUCACCACACAGUUGCGUAGAUCCCGAACAGCUUUGUCCAACUCGUGCAUACCCAGGUCUCUGGGAGCUUCCAAUAAAUCAACUUUUGGCAGGUCAAUAUACUUGUGCAAGAGUGGAUUCGUGUCCUUCGGAUUUAUCCGGUGAAGAUAUAUACAAAAUAUUAAUGCUAAAUUUUAAAAGGCAUUACCUUAGCAAUCGUGCACCACUAGGCUUACACUUUCAUGCAUCUUGGUUUCAAAAUCUAUCGUAUUUCUACGCAUUUAGUAAAUUCAUGGACGACGUACUGCGAUUGAAUGAUGUCUACUUUGUAACGAGUUAUCAAGUAAUCGAAUGGAUGCGUAAACCAACACCCCUAAAUAUGAUCGAAACGUUUAGGCCUUGGCAAUGUAAUUCCCGUAAAUUCCAGCCAUUUGAACUUGCUUGCGAUUUACCGAGCAGUUGCAAAUUACCGAGUAGAGUACUUAAAUCGUAUCGUUAUUUACAUACAUGUUUCGAAUGUCCCAAAGAAUAUCCAUGGUUGAGAAACGAAUUUGGAAUGGAAUAGUAAGUUCGUACACAAAGCAAGA